This is a messenger RNA of Carassius auratus (goldfish), 6921 nucleotides long. Its product is annotated as collagen alpha-1(XVIII) chain-like. Gene Ontology annotation, molecular function: extracellular matrix structural constituent conferring tensile strength; protein binding. The transcript is spliced from 42 exons. Bases 123 to 5510 code for a protein of 1795 amino acids. The record is from RefSeq and is a predicted model, not a curated record. Lineage: Eukaryota; Metazoa; Chordata; Actinopteri; Cypriniformes; Cyprinidae. Gene Ontology annotation, biological process: extracellular matrix organization.
UGGUUGUGGUGACUUUACGGUGAGCCAGGGACGAGUCUGUGUGUGUGUGUGUGUGGUGUGGAUUACUAUUGAGGGCAUGUCAGGAUUUUGUUUGAAUUGCUGAGUGACUAGAAGUGAACGUGAUGUCUAAGCUUAGGUUUUGGCUGUGCCUCUUUAUUCUGGUGUGCUUGAGGAUACGCCACACGCAUGGUUGGUUCUGGUUCGAUGACUCGAAAGAAAAUGCAAAGGGCACACAGACAUCGGCUUACCUGACAACCGUAAGGCCCACAUCACCACCGAGGACAGAACCGCCCAGAACAACAGGUACAAGUGCUUCCGUAACUGAGGUCCUGAAAGAGGUCAGUUCUGAUGGAGGUCAUUUUGAGAGGAAAUCAGAGUUCAGGUCAGGGUUGGGGGCUAAGUCAGAAUCUAUAAGUGGGUCAUGGUCUGAAUUUGCUUCCGGAUCCGGAUCCGGAUCUGGAUCUGGACAUGAAAGACAGGAUGGCUAUGUUACGUCAACCAAAUUUUUGGGUAUUGCUGGUGAAGAUGCUAGAUUGCAUGUGGGAAAUUUUAAACUGCAGAUGGAUGGACUUCAGCACAUCAGUGACCCAACAGAGAGUCGAUUUGAUGAAAGCAUCGAUGUUUCUCAUAAAAAUGUUAGCACUUAUAAUGAUCCAAAUGGGCGUAAUUCUACAGAGCAUGAUGAUUAUGGUAACACAACAUUGUAUUCCACUGAAUACUCUGUUUCAGAUAGUCUACUAACCAUUGAAAGUGAGUUUUUAGGAGCUAGCAUGCCAACGACCAUCAAAUCCCCACGCUGCUUGCCUGUCGAUUCUGAUUUGCCAUUUUGCACCAGAAUUGGAGUGGAGAGUUUCACAGUACCAAAUUUUCUAAAUCAAAGCAGCGUGAAGGAAGUUCGGGUGGUUUUGACCGAAUGGGCAUGGCUGUUGCGGUCAAACUGCCAUUAUAGCUUGGAAUGGUUUUUCUGCCUGCUCUUGACACCUCGGUGCGGCCCACCUGGACUGCUGCCCCCAUUGCCUUGUCGCAGUUUCUGCGAGGUCCUGCGUGACAGUUGCUGGAUGCUCCUGGAUGAGGGCCGCCUCCCCGUGGAGUGCCACUCUCUGCCUGAAGAGAAGCAUGAUGGGUAUCGGUGCUUGUCAGUUAGUAACCAGAAAGAAGAAAGUGGAGUGACACUGUUGCAGUUAAUUGGUGAUCCUCCACCUGAUGGUGUCUCCAAAGUAUUUGAUGAUGCCAACAACCCCGGCUAUGUGUUUGACCAAAGCUCCAAUGUGGGUCAGUCAGCUGCGGCCCACCUGCCCAACCCUUUCUUCCGUGACUUCUCCCUCAUCUUCAACAUAAAACCCACGACCUCCAAGCCUGGAGUCAUCUUCUCCAUCACUGACCCAACCCAGAACUUUAUGUAUGUUGGUGUGAAGCUGUCAGCGGUGGAGAAGAACAAGCAGUACAUCAUCUUCUACUACACCGAGCCUGACUCGCAGAGCUCAUAUGAGGCGGCCAGAUUCCCUGUGCCCUCCAUGGUGAACACUUGGACCCGGUUUUCCAUCAGUGUUUUGAAAGAGCGUGUUUCCCUCUACUUCAACUGUGACUCAGAUCCUCAGGUCAUGAAUUUUGAGCGGUCUCCAGAUGAUAUGGACCUGGAUGCGGGGGCAGGAGUGUUUGUUGGUCAUGCCAGUGGAGCUGACCCUGAUAGGUUUUUGGGUGUUAUUGGCGAUAUCAGGGUGUUGAAAGACCCUGGGGCAGCUGAACGACACUGUGAAGAAGAUGAGGAUGACUUUGAUGUGAAUCUACAGGGAUCAGGUGAUUACGGAGCAAGUGGAGAUGGAGAGGGACCACCAUCAGUCCAGCCGACCCCUCCCUCCUCUCGGCCGAUCCAGCAGCCGCCGGUGACCAGCAGACCGCUUGAUGAGAAGCAGCAGACAGGCUCAGUCGAUUCUUCUUGGCAAGCUUCUGGCUCCUACGGUGAUUCUCGACAAACAUCCGGCUCAUAUAGCAGUUCUCGAAAAACAUCUGGUUCAUAUGGGGAUUCCCGAAAAACAUCUGUCUCCUACGGUGAUUCUCGGCAAAUAUCUGGCUCAUACGGUGAUUCUGAACAAACUUCUGGUUCGUAUGGUUAUUCCCAAACAAACUCUGGAUCGUAUGGUGAUUCUCGACAAUCAUCGGGUUCAUACGAUGGUUCUCGACAAACUUCUGGCUCAUAUGGUGACUCUCGACAAACGCUCGACUCAGUCGGUGUCAGCAGGCAAACUUCAGGGUCAUAUGAUGAUUCUAGACGAGCUUCGAACUCUUUAAGUACAUCAGGCUCAGCUGGCGAUGGCGUACGGUAUUCUGUGGAGUCCAGGCUCGGUCCUGCAGGUUCAACAGGUGCAAAAGGAGACCGAGGAGAGAAGGGUGCUAAAGGUGACAGGGGUGUUAUGGGGCAGAAGGGCGAUGCAGGAACUGGAUCGGUGUCUGGCGGCGGUGCAGAAUUAGUGAAGGGUGACGCAGGAGAAAAAGGAAUGAAGGGCAAUCCUGGUUUUGGUUAUCCUGGAUUAAAGGGUGACCGUGGCCUUCCUGGGCCUCCAGGGCCUCCCGGUCCCCCAGGGCCCAGUGCAGAGGUAGAAGUGACGAGAGAUGGGUCAGUUGUGGAGAGGGUGGCAGGACCAAGAGGACCACCUGGACCGCCUGGACCCCCUGGCCCUGCUGGAGCCGAUGGGGAGCCGGGUGACCCUGGUGAAGAUGGGAAAGCUGGUCAAGUUGGACCUCCUGGGUUUCCUGGAACUCCUGGGAGUUCUGGACUCAAAGGAGAGAAAGGAGAUCGAGGUGAAAGUCAGCCAGGACCUCGUGGGCCUCCAGGGCUUCCGGGCCCACCGGGACCCCCAUCUCUCUCAGAUAGGCCUACAUUUGUGGACAUGGAGGGUUCUGGGUUUGAUCUGGACAGUGUGCGGGCAAUGCCUGGUUUGCCUGGCCUGCCUGGUCCUCCUGGUCCCCCUGGUCCCCCCGGUCCCGCUGGCACUGGGUCUUCAGGCUCUGGUGGUUUUGGGCCUCCAGGUCCUCCUGGGCAAAAUGGAGCUCCAGGUCAACCGGGACUUCCAGGUCCAUCAGGUGCUGAUGGAAAACCAGGCUUACCUGGCCCAAAGGGAGAAAAGGGCGAUGCGGGUGAGCUGGGCCUACCUGGACCUGUGGGAGAGAAGGGUACCAAAGGUUCUCCUGGUUCCCCUGGCCUUCCUGGAGAGGGUGGACUUGCUGGACUUCCAGGACCAAUGGGACCUGUGGGACCACCUGGUCCUCCUGGCCCAAGCUAUCAUGUUGGUUUUGAUGAUAUGGAGGGCUCUGGUGUUCACUUCAGUUCAGUCCCUGGAGUAAGAGGACCAAUGGGAGUCCAGGGACCUCCUGGUGACCCAGGACCACAAGGUAAGACUGGCUUACCAGGAUUGCCUGGUGAGAAAGGAAGUGAGGGACCUCAGGGAAAAGAUGGCCAGCCUGGUUUGGAUGGAUUCCCUGGACCACAGGGACCAAGGGGCGACAAGGGAGACCGAGGUGAUAGGGGUGAACCUGGUCGAGAUGGAAAUGGACUUCCAGGUCCACCCGGCCCCCCUGGACCACCUGGACAAAUUAAUUAUCAUUAUUCUGAAAAUUAUGAUGAAACUGGACGACCAGGGCCUCGGGGUGGGGCUGGUCUUCCUGGUCAAGCAGGAUUCCCAGGCCCAGUGGGACCAAAGGGUGACAGAGGAGAACCUGGAUCACCAGGCUAUGGCAUUAAGGGGGAGAAAGGAGAACCCGGCCUAAUUCUUGGACCUGAUGGAAACCCAUUUUACCCUGGUGGACUAAUAAGCCAAAAGGGUGAGAGAGGGCUUCCUGGACCAAUCGGACCUCCUGGCCCAGCUGGCCCUUCUGGUUUAAAAGGUGAAUUUGGAAUGCCAGGCAGACCCGGCCGUCCAGGUGUGAACGGUUACAAAGGAGAGAAGGGAGAAUCAGGGUCAGGCUCUGGAUAUGGCUACCCAGGUCCUCCUGGUCCCCCAGGACCCCCUGGUCCCCCUGGACCUGCUGUGCCCUUGGACAGAUUCGGUAGAUAUGAAGAUCAUUCGAGGAACUAUCCAGCUAUGAAAGGAGAGAAAGGAGACCAGGGAGCUCCUGGUGUUCCGGGAUCACCAGGUUUUUCCUCUAACUUUGAUAUAUAUGCCCUAAAGAAUGAGAUGAAGGGGGAGCGCGGUGAGAUCGGUCUUAAAGGAGAGAAAGGAGAGCCAGGAGGUGGAUUUUAUGACCCUCGUUUUGGAGCUGUACAAGGACCACCAGGAAACCCUGGACUUCCUGGGCCUAAAGGAGACUCAAUCAGAGGUCCCCCUGGGCCGCAGGGCCCACCAGGAACUCCUGGAGUUGGUUAUGAUGGUCGUCCAGGAGACCCAGGACCUCCUGGACCCCCUGGUCCUCCAGGGUCACCGUCAUUGCCUGGAGCCUACAGACCACAACUUAGUAUUCCCGGACCUCCAGGUCCCCCCGGCCCACCAGGAACUCCUGGCAGUGGAUCUGGGCAGGUGGCUUUCCUGAGGUCUUAUGACAUAAUGAUGGCUACGGCACGCAGACAGACUGAAGGUGCUUUGAUCUACGUUUUGGACAGAAACGAUCUCUACCUCAGAGUUCGGGACGGUAUCAGACAAGUGAUGCUUGGAGAUUAUAAACCCUUCUAUGGAGAGGUGGACAAUGAAGUGGCAGCGGUCCAGCCGCCCCCUGUUGUUCACUAUUCCCAAGACCACACAGCUAACAAUGGGGCAGAGCAGAUUUCUCCACCACACCCGCCGAUCGAGUUUCCAAGGAGGGAACCAGAGAAUAGAAACCCCAAUCCACCUGACUCCCGUUACCCAGAUCCACGAUACCCACCCUACACCGAUCCUGUACAACCACACAGAUACCCUGUACAUCCAGAGAGGAACCCCAGCACUCCAGCCCGGCACCCCAGCCACUCUGUCAAUCAACCAGAAGGCCACGUCCACACUUCCGGACCAGGGUUGCAUCUUAUUGCCCUGAAUGCUCCACAAGUGGGCAACAUGAGAGGCAUUCGUGGGGCAGACUUCCUGUGCUUCCAGCAGGCUCGCGCCGUGGGCCUGAAGGGAACGUUCAGAGCCUUCCUUUCUUCCAAACUGCAGGAUCUCUACAGUAUCGUGCGCAAAUCUGACAGAGAGACAUUACCGAUUGUCAACCUCAAGGAUCAAGUCCUUUUCAGAAGCUGGGAGUCUCUCUUCAGUGACUCAGAGAGCAGGAUGAAGGACAAUGCUCCUAUCUACUCGUUUGAUGGCAGAGAUGUCCUGCGGGACAGUGCCUGGCCAGAGAAGAUGAUCUGGCAUGGGUCCAGUGGCAGGGGUCACAGGCAGACGGAUAACUACUGUGAGACGUGGAGGGCCGGAGACCGUGCGGUGACAGGCUUGGCCUCAUCUCUGCAGGCUGGCCAGCUCCUCCAGCAGACCUCCAGCAGCUGCUCCAGUUCCUACAUCGUGCUGUGCAUCGAGAACAGCUACAUGACACAAUCCAAGAAAUAAAGCCGUCCUGAAGAGCCUUUGAACACUCGACACAACCAUUUAUACAGGCCCAGUUUCGCUCCAGUAGAUGCCUGUAUCUAACGAAUGGAGAAAAAAAAUGAAAAUGACAAAUUUGUUUUAAAAAGAACUGAGUCUGCCUAAAGGAGAAUUUGCCAGUCAUCUGUUCUCUCACCGUAACGCCAAAGAGGCAGGUUGAACGUGGAGGUGUUUGCUCUUUCUCAGGGCAUUGGCACAUAUUUUUCAGGGGUUUAAACCAGAGAAGUGAGGCCAAUUGAGGCAGUGUUUUUAAAAUGUUGUAUAUGAAUUGUUUGUCAUCAGUUUUUUUUUUUUUUUUUUUUUUUAUAAGAUGUCUUAAUUGGUAUAUUAACCAAUUUUAGCUAUAUUUUUUGUGUAACUUUUUCCACUUAUUUGUCUAUACCGUUUCCAUUUUCAUCCACGGUUUGUUGGAUACUGAGGGGCAAACCUGACAUCUUAGUUUUAGGAUUAAAAAAGAGAAAAUAUUUAUUUUGCAAUAAAAAGAGCUAAAAUAUGAUUUGAAACUUUAAACCAUUUUUUUCUAUUUAAGUAAGCACUUUUUCUUACUUCCACAGAUAAAAGUGCAAGAUUUAAAUAGUUAACCGUAGCCACUCUCUCGAAAAAGCUCAAGUGGGCAAAAACAAGAUGCUUUGAAUACUUAAAUUCUUAUCCCUCAAAAGAGUUUUUGUAUAAAACAAAUGUAUUUUAAAUACUUCUCUUGCAUUUAUGGGAUCACUGUGUUUUUAUAAAAAAAAUGUUAAUUGUGAUUAAUGUGAAAUUUCAUAUGGACAUUCUUCUUAGUGUCAUUGUUUUACACUUCCGGUUGAUUCCAGAAGUUUUGAUAAAGCAAAGUGAAUGAUAUAAGUAAAGAGGGGAUUUUUUUAAUGUAAAAAAUUCUGUUACUCAAAAAUUGCGGUUACAUUUCCUAUAACUCAUUGGACAUUUAAGAGGCUUUGGUUGCAUUCGUUGCUUUUCACUGAUGAAACCGCUGCUGACAGUGUUGUGUGGGAGAGACAGAUGUGUUUUAUGAAGACACUUUAUCUUCUAUCCAUAUGGAAUUUCAGACACCUAAUCCACUGUAGUGCUACUGAUGAAUUCAGUACAAUCCUGUGGGCUUGUAGUCUUUUUUUAACCAGUUGUGCUGUACCAUGUCUCAGAGGCACUGAAUAAAUGAUUCUGUUUUUGUUUGCCACAGUUACUUUGGCACUAGUUCUUUUGUAUCAAAAUCUAUUUUCUUAAAACCUGAUCUGUCUACACAUAUCUUAGACUGUGUUCUCUAUUCAUGCACAAUAUUAACAUAUCAGAAAUUCAUUCACAAGCCAUUUCAUAUCAUGAAUGUGUUUACUGUUCACUGACUGAUUACUAAAAAAAUAAAGGUACAUUUUUCCUCUCCCAA